AGUGGCCGAGUCAGGACACGACCGUGCAGGCAACAUUCAUUUACGCGACGCGCCGCAGGCUGCGCACGUCGUGCGCUUCUCUCCAGUCUGCAGACACUAACCCAACCCUUCACGAGGCUUCACUUAGCUUCCGUCCUGUUGACUCGGCGCAGAAACACCCUGCAGAACCAUCUCUUCGAUGGACGUGGAAUAAUAAUAUUUAUAUUGUGGGGAAUAAAAUGAAUGAGAUAUUCUUCAAACUAUUAGUCUGGUACUUAUGAGGAUCCUUCAAUUUUUUUUUACUUGUAUAGUUUUGAUGUUAAAUUACAUGCUGGGAUUCAACUGGUACGAUUCCUCACACUCUGUGUCCCUGUGACGUGGGAGACCCCACUCUGAGGACACCCACUGCAUAAGGCCAGGAAGGGCAGCAGCAGAAGCCCAGCCUCCCCUUCGUUGUCACCGCCCACGCUGAAGCCCUGGCAGCUAUAAAAACCCCCAGGCUCUCUGUGGAUGGGCCCAGACAGAUAGUGGACCCCGCAGACGAAGUCUACCGAGAGCCCUUAUUUUCUGCUGCACGCACAGCCUCUCAUAUCAGCAGUUUCCAUAGGAACCCUGCAUAUUCAAAGUCUGCCUCCAGCUCUCGGGGAAGAGACACCUGGCUGAAUUGUGAAAGGGAGGCUGUUCAGGCCAAUUCAUUUUUCUUUUCCACAAUUGCCCCCAUGGAGGAGAAAGACUGAAAGCAUUUUUUUGGGGGAAUGAAAUCGUGGCAGUAGUGACUCAACUCUGGCUCCGCAGUCUUAGUUCCCUCAGCCUUCUUCCAAACUCUGACCUCAGCGACCAUGGUCUCCCACAGAUCCACCAAAGGAGCAUCCAAAGCCCGACGGGACCACAUCAACCACGAGAUCAGGAAUAUGCGGACUCUGUUGCCCCUCACCCAGGAGGACGAGGAGCGUCUGUCCUACCUGCACUCCAUGGCGGCCAUCUGCACCUACAUCAGGAAGUCCGUCCUCUUCCGGGGGCUCCCGGCCGGGGAGAGACCGCACUGCUCUCCGCCAUACGAGGCCUUUCUUCAAGCCCUGCACGGCUUCAUCCUGGUCACCACCACCGACGGGAGGCUGGUCUACGUGUCCGAGAAUGUAGCCGAAUACCUCGGUCAGUCCAUGAUCGAUGUGCUUCAAGCAGACACCUUUUAUGACAUGGUGGAGCGCUCUGACGUGGACAGUGUGAAAUCGAACCUGGAUAUGGGAAACAACUCGUCAUCAGAGAGAAGCUUUGUCUGUUGCAUGCGAACCUCCAAGGCCUUCAAGCUGCAACACGGCAGCUGCUGCUCCAUGCUGGUCCGAGGCAGCUUCCAGUCCUUCCCUCAGCUCUGUCCUUCCUCGGCCGCGGCCUGUCCCGCCGCCGAUCCCGUGUUCGUGGCCCUCUGCACGCCCACGGUGAACCGCCUGACGAGCUCCGACUCGCACUUCUGUCACAGCUUCACCAGCGUCCACGGGCUCGACAUGACCUUCACUCAGCUGUCUGACAGUGUUAUACACUAUUUGGGAUAUUCAGCGGCGGAGAUGGCCGGUCGAUCGUGGUACGGCCUCGUCCACCCUGACGACCUUUCGCUAAGCGCAGAUUCUCACAGGAGUUUAAUGGAGACGGAUGAGGGCUCCCAUGUAGAGAUGGUGCUGAGACUCCAGCGCGAGGAUCUGUCGUGGACCUGGAUCUACAUUCAAGCCAACAAGGAGUAUCAGGGCAUCAGCUGCACUAACUACAUCAUCAGUGAAACGGAGGCCAGAUUUCUGCAGACGAGAGUUGGCAGCGAUGCCUUCCGGCCAUCAGCUCUGGCAAACUCCUGCCACUUGGCAUCUCAACAGUCGCCCCACUCUCAGACCCACAGUAACUCGAAAUGUUUUAAAAGGAAAAGGUCGUCCGACAGCCAGGGCGAGGAGCCAGGUGUCCGAGUGAGGAGGGAGUCGGAGCGAGACGUAUGCUACGUGGCGUGCGUCUACUCCCAGGGCGAGGGCUCACCUGACGGCCUCGCUCUCUUCACCCCUCCCUACAGCCCGGACUCCUGCAGCUCCCCCCUGCAGCAGGAGGAGCUCAACCAUGACCUCCUGAUGGAUGUGCACGGAUACACGGAUCAGCUGCUCUCCUCCCCCGAGGCCUCGCCCUCGUACUACUCCUACCCGGAGGCCGGGCUCACCUGUCACCCAACACCCUCCGACUCCCUCCCUGCAGCUGCCCAACACCCCUUUGACCAGGGGUCCUUUCGGCUCAGUGCCCUCUCUGCACUCUCCUCCUCAUCUCCGACGUACGAUUUCCAAUCUUGUACGGCUGAUGCUCGAUUAGUUCCCGACUGCCUGUCCGACAUGCCCGAGAGCCCGGUGGACUGUGCUCUGCAUCAAGACGACGAUUUCAGCCUUCUAGAGCAGCCAGAAGGGGGCGGCCUCGCCCAGGCGCAUCAUGUGCGCCGCCACGCGUUGCCGCCGCAUUCCGGUCUUCUUACCCCCGACCAGUCUCCUUCAGCCACAGAGUCUAACGAGUACAACGAGAGGGAGCAGGCAGAGAUCAGUAUUCUGGCGCAGCAGAUCUCCUCUCUGGCCCGAAGCUUCGACAUGUACCACACCCUGAACCCGCUUCAAAAUGUGGCCCGGCCCGCGGCUCCAGGCGCUCUGUCCUCCGCCCGUGACUGGCCCCGUCACCCUCCCCUCCCCUCCGCCCUUCCUCCCAAGUGUGGGCUGGUCCUCGAUGACGGCGCGUUCGACAGGAUCCUGAAAGACCUGGACGUGGUCACGGGGAGGAGCAGCCGCACGUCCGGCCCCGCGGUCGCGUCGUACAGCUUUCAGGAGGCGUCAGAGUGCAGCGCCCCAGAGGCCCCGCUGUCAGCGGAGCAGUACACCGCCGUGGCUCCCUUCACUUUGCAGCUGGGACGCCACGACCAAAACACUGGGUUGCAUCAACUCAACCACUACAUGCAGAGUGGCCUUCGGCCAGAUGGACUGGCUGAAGAAAACCUGUUCUGAAAUAAGUCUGUGACUUACUGCACUACCAGCUGUAUGACAUAUUGUCAGGACAAUCUUCCUUUCGCUGGAUUCAAAGAAGACUGUGAGCAAAGACAUUUAAAGGACGUCUUCGCCGAGACACUGUUCCCCCCCCAGAUGACUUCUCUCUGAAUGUAGCAAAGAAUCUCAAGUAGAUGCUGUACUCUUCGAGGAUACAGCUUUGUCUUCACUCCUGCAGACUGCUGUCAACUGAUGUUUUUUCGCUGGUGUCUCAUGUUUUAUGAAAACGGUACUUUUUUAGACUGACUGUCGACUGAUGUUGGGGUAUGUUUUUCUUUGAAUACGAAGUGACCACAGUUCACUAUCGAGCACUUUAUCAUGUCAUUGCCUCAAGAACUGUACAAAUGAGAAGAUGUUUAAAGGGAACAUUACAGAGAAUUGAAAGCUGGAGGAGCUAUGACACACACAUCACGCCUUAUUAUUGCAAUUUUAAAUACUUGUUGUAGGUGCCUUAAAACACAUACGCCAGACACUUAUCAGUUUGCCAAGUUUGCCAAAAAAAUAAUAUUUACAUUCCUUAUUUUUCAAAUGUCUUUUUCAGUGUUUACCAGUAAAGAAACCAGACUCAGUCAAUGAGCAGUGAGAUAAUGAUGAUUGUGAAUUCAACACCUACCUCAGUGGUACAUCUAAAUACAUUCCAUGUCAGAAUUUUAUGAAUUCGUUGUAUUCAUAUGGACAGACUUAAUGUGAAACUUCACUCAUUCCAGAUAAAUAUGGUACUGGAGCUGUACAUGUUCAAAUGUUCAGUGUUAUCGUGGUAUUUCUCCAAAUGUUUGAAAUUGAAAUAAAUCUCAUGAAAAACA
Molecule: messenger RNA, 3832 nt
Organism: Scophthalmus maximus (turbot)
Lineage: Eukaryota; Metazoa; Chordata; Actinopteri; Pleuronectiformes; Scophthalmidae
Gene: npas4l
Product: neuronal PAS domain protein 4 like
Exons: 8
Coding region: 819-2990 (723 amino acids)
Biological process (GO): regulation of transcription by RNA polymerase II
Molecular function (GO): RNA polymerase II transcription regulatory region sequence-specific DNA binding; DNA-binding transcription factor activity, RNA polymerase II-specific; protein dimerization activity
Source: RefSeq, a predicted model, not a curated record